AUGGUCUGUGGCGAUGGCGGGCGGUGAUUCAGGCCCUUGUCUGAAGUGAAAGGAUUUUUAAAAAUCGAAAUAUUUAGUAAAAUGAAUUGUCGUUGAUCACUUUAAGUCAUUCAGGCACGCGACUAACGCCGGUUAAGAGGUUUGCGCGGUAUAUAUCGUCCGCAAUACGUCAAGUACAUGAAAAAAUCGUGGUUCCUUUUUAUUGUGAGCUUGUAUAGAUGCGUGGUGAUCAGAUCGCUCGUCGUGUGUGAUUCACGCUUUGGGGGCUCCCGGAUGGCCAAUAUCCAUUCUCUUCUUUCCUGCACUUCAAACAUCGGUCCGUCUGCAACGGACUUGACAUUUCCUCCUCCUCCGACGCCAAAAACAUACUCUCUUUUUGUUUGAUCUUUCAGCUAUAUUAUCCAAACGGCCGGUGGAAUUAUGUUUCAAAUGCUCUGUUCUGUCACAAUUAGUGCAGUGUCGGGCAUGCUUUUUAUCAACUAGAUCUUUGACUAUACUCGACUGUGAUACACUUAAGGCUGCUGAAGGUUCAAAUAAUAAAUGUGAAUAAGUGGAGGCCCAGCUAUAAAGGAAAGGUAAAUAAUACUAAACACCACGAAGAGCAUAAUGUCGGAUGAAGAAGACAAACCUCCGGCACCACCGGUUCGCCUCACCUCAAACAGAGGUGAGUCAACGCCUAAUUUGCCUGUCGACAUGCGUCCUUUGCCUAAAGAACCGGAUUCGGAUGAGCGCAAGAAGAAAACUUUAAAAGGCAAGAUGAAGGUGAAGGAUGGCAAAGACAAGCCGAACAUAAGUUAUCCAACUAAUUUUGAACACACGGUACAUGUUGGAUUCGAUGCUGUUACUGGCGAAUUUACGGGGAUGCCGGAAGCAUGGGCUAGGCUACUGAUGUCUAGCAACAUCAGUAAGCAGGAGCAAAAGAAAAAUCCCCAAGCAGUACUAGAUGUCUUGAAUUGGUACGAUAAUAGUAGCAAAGAAGCAAAGGGCUCAAAGUAUAUGACUACUACUAAAAUGGUUGGGGUUGUUGCGCCGAUUGAACGGGCCAGCAGUCCACGAAGUUUGGGCAUGGGAACUGGUAUCAACAUUGGAACCGUCCGCGGUCAGGCCAUGUCCCAAGCUUCCGGGAGUUCCCAUUCACAGCAUUCACUAAGCAGGGUGAGCAGCAGCAGUCCAAGCAGUACUCCAACAGAUGCUUGCGCAACUAGUUCCGAACAAGAAGAUGAACCACCUCCUCCACCGAUUACCGCCAGACCUGAGCGCACCAAAUCUAUUUAUACCAAACCAAUUGAAGAAGAACCACCUUUGCCAUUACCAACAUCAUUGGGGUCCCCACAGCGAAAUGGAACGCAGCAGCAGCAACCAUCAGGACUCGAUAGAAAUAAAAACCAGGCUACACCUACACCAACGACUACUGACCAAUCAAGACCCACGCAAAGUGAUAAAGCCAGAAAAAAGAAAAUGUCUGAUGACGAAAUAUUGGAAAAACUUAGAACCAUUGUCAGCGUUGGAGAUCCUAAUAGAAAAUAUACAAAGAUGGAAAAAAUCGGGCAAGGUGCUUCAGGAACAGUAUAUACGGCGAUUGAGACCUCGACGGGAAUGGAAGUGGCGAUAAAACAGAUGAACCUCUCGCAGCAGCCGAAGAAAGAGCUGAUAAUAAAUGAAAUCCUUGUUAUGCGGGAGAACAAACAUGCCAACGUUGUUAAUUAUUUGGACAGUUACUUAGUUGGUGAAGAACUCUGGGUAGUUAUGGAAUAUUUACCUGGUGGUAGUUUAACCGAUGUGGUAACUGAAACGUGCAUGGACGAAGGACAAAUAGCUGCAGUGUGUAGAGAAGUGCUUCAAGCUCUCGAAUUUCUACAUUGCAACCAAGUGAUACACAGGGAUAUCAAGUCGGACAAUAUUUUGCUGGGAUUAGAUGGAGGUGUCAAGCUUACAGACUUUGGUUUUUGCGCUCAGAUUUCACCCGAACAGAGUAAGAGAACCACAAUGGUCGGCACUCCGUAUUGGAUGGCACCUGAAGUAGUAACACGCAAACAAUAUGGUCCUAAGGUGGAUAUAUGGUCACUGGGUAUAAUGGCUAUCGAAAUGAUUGAAGGAGAACCACCGUAUUUGAAUGAAAACCCGCUGAGAGCCCUAUAUUUAAUAGCAACUAAUGGUAAACCAGAAAUUAAGGAAAAAGAAAAACUGUCUGGGAUAUUCCAAGACUUCCUAGACCAAUGUCUCGAAGUUGAAGUCGAAAAACGUUCCUCGGCCUCAGAGCUUCUAAAGCAUCCUUUCCUGAAGUUGGCAAGGCCCUUGGCGUCAUUGACACCGUUGAUUAUGGCAGCAAAAGAGGCAGCUAAAGGUCACUGAGUGAUUAAGUGAAAGUGUUACAACUGGACAUUCGAAACAAUUAAAAUAAGGACGAAACGGCCUCAGAGAAUAUUUGAAGAAAAAAAUUUGAGAAAAAAUUAAACACCCUCCCAAAACGGUAACGGCACAAUAAUUCUAUAAUAUAAUAUUAAUAAAUGACGUAUACAUAUAGCUAGGUAGAACGUAUUUGAUACUUUAUACAGUAUCGAGUAUUGAUUCGGAUUUUUCCAAAUAUUCCAUUUUUAACAUUAAAGAUCAAUAAAGUUAAUGAGAACCAAUAAUAUGACACAUGAUGCAAAGCUUGCUGUAUGCAAUAAAUAUUUCAGCAAGUGGAGCUAGAUGUUUCAAUGUCAUUUUCAAAAGCAAGACCAUAAAAUCACUAAUCCGAUAGAACAUUUCCGUCAGUGUUGAUAUAAAUUCUUCGUGUCACAAGGAGACAAAUUAACAAGAUCGGUACGCUCCAGUGGAAAUAAAAAUAAUCUGGUUUAGUACAGGUUUAAUAUGGUUUGCAAACAGAGCGAGGCCAAAUAAUCUAUAUUGAUGAAGAAAAAUGAACUGUCAGUUAUUUUUCAAUGAUAUAAAGUUUCAAACUAGUAUUAUUUUUCACUUCAAAGUUCGAGAUAAUUCAGCUAGGAAAAUCCAAUACUUGUAGUAAACCUUAUUGAUACUAUGAGUAAUCCUAAAUUAAUAUAGUGUACCUGUACAAAGUGAAGCAUUAGUGAUUUUACAGUGAAAUUGGCCACUUGUAAACUUCUGUAGGUAUGCUGUUUGUUGCAACAGUAAAAAGAGAUAAAAUGUGUAACUAGCUCAUUUUACUCUAAAAGCAUGAAUGCUUAGCAUUGUACAUAAAGAAUAGUAAAUGCAUAGGCACGAUAGCCUGGAUUGCUGUUUGGUAA
This is a messenger RNA of Diprion similis, 3248 nucleotides long. RefSeq names its product serine/threonine-protein kinase Pak (gene Pak). Gene Ontology annotation, biological process: regulation of MAPK cascade; regulation of axonogenesis; protein phosphorylation. The transcript is spliced from 10 exons. The record is from RefSeq and is a predicted model, not a curated record. Gene Ontology annotation, molecular function: protein serine/threonine kinase activity; ATP binding. The coding region runs from base 607 to 2352 and encodes 581 amino acids. Gene Ontology annotation, cellular component: cytoplasm. Lineage: Eukaryota; Metazoa; Arthropoda; Insecta; Hymenoptera; Diprionidae.